Molecule: messenger RNA, 659 nt
Organism: Colletotrichum godetiae
Lineage: Eukaryota; Fungi; Ascomycota; Sordariomycetes; Glomerellales; Glomerellaceae
Exons: 1
Coding region: 155-514 (119 amino acids)
Source: RefSeq, a predicted model, not a curated record
CUAAGGGACCAGGGGUGUCGAUGGUUCAGGCUCAAGAGUCAAGGCUUAGCCGAUGACCACCCCCCUACCCCCCUUCCCAGGACACUAGGCAAGUGCAGGGUCCUGAAUAAGGUACGAGGUCGUAUUGAUUCGCCCAGGUCAUGGAGCGUGGGCCAUGGUCGUGGAGACACAUCCCACCCCCGUCCCAUCCAUCCCAGGGACCAAGUCACCAAGACAAGAGAGAGAGAGCCAUGGCGCGCCUUUGCCCUGGUCUGUCCAUGGUCACCGGUCCUUAGUGCUUGGUGCUACGGAGUACUUGGUCUUGGUACUUGUUGUUGGUGUGGUUGCUACUGUUCUGCCUGGCUGGCCCUGCUUGGUGCUGCUGUGCCUCAUCUCGUCGAGUCUAAGUAAUAAAACCAUCCUCCCCGUUCGUGUGUUUCGAUCGUUCUACCUCGUCCUCACCUACUCAUAUUUUGCUUCCCCACAAGCUUCUACCUCUUGCCUUUUCUUAGCUUACCUGCCAGUCCCUCGUUAAUCGGCAUAGCUUUUCAUUAUUUCCACACUCUCACUCCUCCUCAAACCACUUUCCAGCUUUCAGCUGCUUUAAUACCUGUCAGCAGCCUCUGUUAAAUAUCUCAUCACCUUCGACCCUUUUCUCAUCAAAAUCACUUCUCUCGAUC